GUAUUGUUGUGGAAAAGAUGCAAGAUUUGAGACGAUACAGAGUUCAUGCAGGUGGUAGAAGAGGAAGAGGUCAAAGAAGGAACAUGAAAGAAACACAAGAGGCUUACUCGUUGAGGAUGGCUAUAGUGUAGUGCUUCAAACUCCAAGUUGGCAAGGUGUUUAUAAUCAUUGCAUGAGGCUGGCAAAAACAUUGAAAUGUUCUUCACAAACUCAAUAUGAGUUAACUAGUAUAUGUGCAAAAGCAUUGUCAAAUAAAAAUGAAACACUGAAUGGUCGUAUUCAAUUAGAAGAUUCGUUGAAUGAAGGUCCUUCAAAUACAAAUAGUCAAAGAAAUUUUGGAUCAUCUGAAUCUGACAUGGAAUCUAAUUGCUUAGAUGAAACCGAAAGAUUAGAUGGAAGGAUAUUUGCACAAGAAGUAUUUCAUAACUAUAAUGUACAUUUCACUGAGGAUUCUAAUGAAGCAGUUAAUAAUAAUUUACACGAUAAAGAAAUAAUGCAUGUAAAUGAAAAUGAGCCAAACUUGAAAGAUAGUGUUGACAGCAGUGACUAUAAAGAGUUGAAAAUUAUGACUAAAAUAGAGAACUCAAAUAGCAUUUUAGGUACAAAACGCAAAUUGACUAAUCCUGAAAGUGGAUUGAAAUGCAAUGACAAUUUUCACACAGAAAUUCACAAUUCAAAAUUGGCAAAACUUAAUGAAACUGAUUUAUCAACCAUUGGUGAAAUUGAUUAUGAUAGGAAUGAUGAUUUAAUGAUAAUUGAAGAAAGUCAUAGUAUAUUGUGGUUCAAGCCUCUUGUUAGUAAAGAGAAAAAAAAAUGUUGUGAGAUAAUAAAUAUUCCACAUUUUGUUGCUAGUUUUGAAAAUUAUGCUUAUGAAAAAUGGGUACCUCUAGAGCAACCAAAAGAUGUAAAAGAUAUUGAAGAUGAUGGAAACUGUUUUUAUCGUGCUAUAUCAUUUGCAUUGACAGGAAGUGAGGAAUAUCAUCUUAUCAUUAGGCAAGCUAUCCUUACACAUCUCAUAGAAAAUGAAGAUAGGUUUGUUGGAUUCUUGAGAAUGGGUUACUCUAGUAUUUCACACUAUGUCUCAAAUAACAUUAUUGAGGAAAGUGGUACAUGGGCAACUGAAAUGGAAAUUGUGGUUUUAGCUAAUUUGAUUGAAACUGACAUUUAUGUAUAUGAUGAAGACCGGUUAAAAUGGAGUCUAUUUUCUGGUAAAAAUGUUCAAAUAGGAAAGGAAACAACUACAAAUGGUGUUUAUUUAAGAAAUACUCAUGGCAUCCAUUAUGAUGUUGUUAUGUCAGUGCAAUCAUGUGAUUCUAGCUUUCCAUGUAAUGAAACCACAAAUAUAAGUAGCUGUGCAAAUGACAAAGAAAGAAAAUAUGCUAGAGUAAACAAUGUUAAAAUAUCUGAUUUAUCAACGAAAAGACGUAGAAGUAAGAAAAGUUAUAGUGUAAUGAAGGAUAUAAAAAAGAAACAAAAAAGAGAAGAGCGGAGUUUUACGGAAAAAAAAGAUAUGGAUAUAGAAAAGCUUGUUAAUUAUGAGGAUUUGAAGAAAACAAAAAAAUAUGAGGAUGACGGAAAAAGGGGAAAAAUGACUUAUGAUUGCAACAAAAAAUAUCAUUCUGAUUCAACUUAUCGAAUAACACUUCUCAAUUCGUUGAAUGAAAAGUAUAGAUUAAAUAAAGUAUUUCGUGAAAAUAGGAAAGAAACAACAAGAAAAUGCUAUCAGACAAAUGAACAAUUCAAGCAAUCACAGAAGAGUAGGAUGAGAAAUACUAUGAGAAAUAAAUAUCACUCUGAUGAACAGUUUAAGCAAUCACAGAAGAGUAGGAUGAGAAAUACUAGGAGAAUUAAAUAUCAGUCUGAUGAACAGUUUAAGCAAUCACAGAAGAGUAGGAUGAAAAAUACUAGGAGAAUUAAAUAUCACUCUGAUGAACAGUUUAAGCAAUCACAGAAGAGUACGAUGAAAAAUACUUGGAGAAUUAAAUAUCAGUGUGAUGAAGAGUUUAAGCAAUCAGAGAAGAGUAGAAUGAAAAAUACUAUGAGAAAUAUUGCCUAG
Lytechinus variegatus (green sea urchin) is the source of this 2056-nucleotide messenger RNA. Its product is annotated as OTU domain-containing protein 4-like. Gene Ontology annotation, biological process: protein deubiquitination. Gene Ontology annotation, molecular function: cysteine-type deubiquitinase activity. The transcript is spliced from 3 exons. The record is from RefSeq and is a predicted model, not a curated record. The coding region runs from base 173 to 2056 and encodes 627 amino acids. Lineage: Eukaryota; Metazoa; Echinodermata; Echinoidea; Temnopleuroida; Toxopneustidae.